Messenger RNA from Alosa alosa (allis shad), 1373 nucleotides. RefSeq lists its product as uncharacterized. The transcript is spliced from 7 exons. The record is from RefSeq and is a predicted model, not a curated record. Bases 21 to 1079 code for a protein of 352 amino acids. Lineage: Eukaryota; Metazoa; Chordata; Actinopteri; Clupeiformes; Clupeidae.
UCUCUGCUGCCCCCUGUGUCAUGUCUGUGAUUUGUAUGUUGUACUUAGAGCUGAUGAUGGUCUCUGCUCUCUGCUGCCCCUGUAGUCUGGAAGUAGAAGCACUGACUGAUGAAGAUGUAGCAAACCUAGCUGGUGCUCUGGGGGCAGGCAAAACCCUGAGUCUGAGGACAAUAGACAGCCUGCUGUCUGAGAGCGGUGUGGAGAAGGUCCUAUGUGCCCUUGCCAAGCAGACGUCUGUGGACGCCUAUUUCAGCCUGAGUGCCCUCACAGCAGGAACUCUGAAACACCUGGUCCACUACGUGCAAAAUGCCAAGGGCAGAGCUAGUGUUAGAUGGGCCAGUAAUCAAGUAGAGGAGGAGGACUACCUCAGCUGGUACCUCACAGUAAAGACGACCAAGGGCAGAAACUGCUUCAGUCUGACCCUUGUGGCCUCGUCCCGCUGUGGCUUUGUCCAGUCUGGGAGCGCGGGCCCCAUCUCAGCGCUCUCACUCAGCCUGUUCAGAGCAGCUGACCUCUCGUCCUUCCAGUGGACAGACGUCCUGCAGAGAAGCCACACACUCUGGCUCACAGAAAAGGAGGGUGGUUUACCUGCGCAUGUGGAUGGCCAGAUGAGCGCCCUGGCCCUGGUGCCGGGUCUUAAGGGAGUGCAGCUGGAGGUCCACCCCAGGAUAGUGCACCCCUGCUGGGCCACUGGGGUCUUGUCACUCAUGCAGGCAUGCUCUACUCUGGACAACAUCCAGCUGAGUGGAGGCCAGUUUGGGAACGGUCUGCUGACUGAAGAAGGCCUCAAACUCCUGCAUGACUCAGAGAAGCGUGGAGACUAUAAACUCAUCAUAAAGGGGGCCAAAUGCACCAAAAUCACAGACAAGUGCACAGAAAACAGAUCCAAUCUCUCCUACAACCAGAUCUGUCCUGAUCCAGGGCGACUCCUUCACAGAGAGCUCCAGGGAUUCCAGCAGUGCCUUCUCCAACGACCCCAGGACCCUCCUUCUGCAGCAGCUUGCUUCUCCUCAAUGAGCCGUGACACUGAGCCUGGGCUGGCUGAUUCUCUGCUCGAAUCUGUAAAGACAGAGGGUUAACCAGAGGUGUUUUAAGUUGCCUAGUGACUUAUGACAGUAAGCCUCUGUCAAUCAGCAAACUGCUGACAAACAUCAGGAGUUUUAGGAGUUGCGGGUGUUAUUAACUGGUGUUAUAGAGCAGAGAUCCAAUUUUUUGUUAUUACCUGCAUACAGGUAAUGGGGAUUCAGCCUGUUCCGGGCGUCUGACUCUGAGGUGAGAGGUUGUCUGAUUCACAGUAAUUACAGUUAUUGCCUGUAUGAGGUCUUUGCUACUGGUGAAAUGUAUUUAAUGUUAAAUGUACUCAUUCGUCUUGU